AUGGCCUCACUCCCCGUUCCUCACACGCUCCCGCGGGCCUCGCCAGCGGUGGUGGGCGCCGCGAGGGGGAGGAGAGGGAGGGCCGCGGUGCGCGUGCGCACUGCCACCGCGGCAUUGGGCGGUGGGUGCGGCGGCGGCGGAAUGGAGCAGCGCCACGGGGAGGCACCACACGGCCCAGUGAAGGAGAAGCCUGUAAUGUCAAACAUUGGGAAAUCAACUAAUAUUUUAUGGCAUAAUUGCCCGAUUGGACAAUCUGAUAGACAGAAGUUGCUGGGACAAACAGGCUGUGUCGUGUGGAUAACAGGACUCAGUGGUUCAGGGAAAAGUACUCUUGCAUGUGCACUGAGUCGUGAGUUGCAUUAUAGAGGCCACCUCACAUAUGUACUUGAUGGUGACAACCUUAGACAUGGCCUAAAUCGAGAUUUAAGCUUUAAGGCAGAAGACCGUGCAGAAAAUAUACGAAGAGUUGGUGAAGUGGCAAAGCUUUUUGCCGAUGCUGGUAUCAUAUGCAUUGCUAGCUUGAUAUCUCCAUACAGGAGAGAUCGUGAUGCAUGCCGUGCUCUACUUCCAGAUUCUAACUUUAUUGAAGUAUUUUUGGAUUUGCCCCUAAAAAUUUGUGAAGCUCGUGAUCCUAAAGGUCUGUACAAGCUUGCACGCACAGGAAAGAUUAAAGGUUUCACUGGAAUUGAUGAUCCAUACGAACCGCCAGUUAAUGGUGAGGUUCAGAAGCAUAAAGCAAAUUGGUUACCAGACAACAUAGAGAAGUUCUGUGACUCCUACCUUGCCGAGAUACAUGCUGGGAACUGUCUAGGAGGACAGAUAAACAAAUUUGGGUGGAAGAACAUCGCUCGGAGGUACUAUUUAGCAUCAGGCUUGAUGCAUGACAGAGAACAGCUUCAAGGCAAGCUGAGGACACUCAGGAAAAUAUGGACAUUGUGUGACAAAGCACAAAACCACACUGGCUUAGAUAUAGAUGCAGAUGAAAAGAUUCAUGCUUCUGACCAAUGGUGGAAUGACAAUGCUCAGGGUGACAGUGAUUUGCUGAAGAUUAGAAGGGAAGGUGUGCCUGCAUACUUGGACCAUCUGCAUGGCAUGUUCAAAGGAAACACAGUUGAUGGGACAACCUCCUUUGUUCCUGCUGCAAAAGAGACCAUUGACUUGAAUGAUGAUGAUUCUAAUGAAGAAGCAGGACAAGAGCAGGAGGAUGAACUGACCCCUAUGAGUGUUGGAAACAAGAGGACCAGCAGUACAAGCACAACUGCAUCCAGCCCCAGCAAGAGGUCAAAGAGCCCAGCAGUGAGGGCAAUGACCAUCCAAAUGACCACACACAAUGACUUAAGCAGAGAGAGGCUACAGUUCUUCAAGGAUAGAGAGAGCAGAAGGGAGGAAGUGCUGCAGAGAUUAGUUAAGGACAAGUCCUGGAAGAUAACAGAGUGCACCAGGAUAGCUCUACAAGAGCUGGGCAUUAGUAGUACAACGAAGACUUUGUUUUCUGGGUUGCACAAGCUAGUGCAAUCAGAAACUGAAAUGGACUUCUUCCUUGCCCAAGACACUAAGGAAGGGAAGAUGCACGUCAUCGAGCUGAAUAUCCCGCAGCCUGUUCCGGUUGGUGAUGAUGAUCAAGAUACAAGAAGACAACAGUUGCUGCAGAUGAUAUUGGAUGAUGAUGAUGAUGAUGAUUUGAUCGAAGAGCUAAUGACUGAUGACGAGGAUGAUGAGUUUCUCCAUGGUAUGUACCAGUUUGCUGUGCACAUUGGCAAGUAUAUGAAUAGGGCUCAGUAUAGGACUCCAAGAGUGAGUGGUUUCCAGUGGGUGCAUGAUAAGCUUGCCAACAUUAAUUCUUGUCACAACAUAUUUAGAAUGACCCCAACAAUGUUCUAUAGCCUUCAUAACGUUAGUGGACAAAUAUGGGCUCAAGUCUACCACUAA
This is a messenger RNA of Miscanthus lutarioriparius, 1929 nucleotides long. The record is from the annotation of a GenBank genome assembly. NCBI's taxonomy places the organism in Eukaryota, Viridiplantae, Streptophyta, Magnoliopsida, Poales, Poaceae.